AUGCGCGGCGAGAGCCAACGCUUGUCGACGCACCUCAAGGCUGCAUUCGCUGAGAUCGAGCGGCUGAGGGUCAUAUAUAGCCAAGCAAUCGAGCAACUAGCAGCCUACGUGCUGACAAACUUGUCACCGCAAUCAGCCGCGCAGUGGUUCGAGAUGUAUCUUCGUGUUGUAGACUUAGGGGUGCAGAUCCGUCGCGGAGAGAUCCGCCACCGUACAAAGCAACAAUUUAAAUACCCGUGCAUGCAAAAGACUGGUACCGAGGGGGCAGUGCAUUCGGGUCUGGGUAUUGACGAUGCCAACGUAAUUUUACAGCGGAUGGAGGAUGGAGAAUGGGUUAAGCAGAGUCGUCUGACGAAUUGGUUUAUGAAGAUGGAUACAUUGGAUAGAGAUACCAUUGGAUCACUAGACGAGAAGGUCAUCGCGUGUCUCGAAGACUUUCAAAGACAAAAAAGUGUUUUUUACGAUCGGUUAGAAAAGACAGGAGAGGACCCUUACGAGGCCAUGGUAGUCUUUGGGGCACCUGGGGCUGAUGGCUCGAUCCUAGCGAAAGUCACUCGAGCGUGUUUCCAUUUGAAGGACUGUUCAUGCCUGGAAGACGCCGAACCUUGGAGAGAAUUCUGCCUCGAGUCAGCUGACCCUCAUGCUCAAAUUCCAUCGUCGACUGUAGAUACAGCUGCAGGGAAUGAUGUGGGUAUGAAGGAUAUCAAGCGCCAAAUGGGGUUUGAAGAGCUGUCACGAGAAGAGAAACACGAGGACACGGCGGCACUUGCACGAGAUGCUGCAGAGUUAGCUCGACGUCGGAUACCUCGAACUAUGGCUGUUGUGGCUGGACAGAGUGUCUUGCUAUCAGCUCGAAGUAUUUACCAGAAAAAGUGUGAAGAGAUUGGUUCUAAACCCCAAAAGCACAUCAAGGAGCUCUUGACUGUGAAGGAUGGCUCGCAUCAUCUCCACAUGUCUGGUAUAGGUUUCCACGCAGCGGAAGAUCUUCAAAUGUUGGUGGACAUUUUCUCUACUCAUGGGUUACCUCUUGUGAAGGAGCUGGAUAUCUCCAAUGGAUUUUUCAAUGCUGCAGCGUUCCAGAUGCUCUGUCAAUUGUUGCGAGUGCCGCAGCUUCGUCAAAGCCUCGAACGACUCAGUCUCCGUGGCAUCGCUGUCCCUCUGCGUGGUGACUUUGCAACCCUUUUGCAGAAUUUAACGAGCGAUUCCAGCUCUUCUGUACCUGCGCUUGGCAACUUGAAGACGCUGGAUAUCUCGUUCAACACGUUGUGGUUUGAUGGUGCGACGCAGCUCCAAUCGCUGCUCAGUAGCCUCCGCUGUCUCGAAAACUUGUCGUUGGAAUCCUGCUUCCCCGAACCUGAACUGUCAAGAGAUCGCCAAGCGUUAGAAGAGAGUGUACAUGGAGCUCUCACGGACGUGAGUACUCGACUGGAGUGUCUGAAUUUCGGAUCAAAUUAUGUUGCCAUGGAUUCGCAUUGGCUCGACGCUCUCUUCGCGCCAGGAAGCACUUUACAGAAGCUAGAGCUGUGCGGAAUAAGCAGCUCCUCGAGUGACGUCAGUGAUUCAACGGAGCCGAUGGAAGUGGACUGGCAAGCGGGUGAAACGUGGGACCUUCAACAGAUAGAAACGUUGAAAUGGUCCUCCAAUAGUGGUGUGCACUCGGACAAACUACUUGGUGCUCUCUCUGCCGAGUUGCAAAGUGGCUUUGCACAGUUGAAACAUCUCGAUGUAGAACUCAAAACCUCCGAGCGAAGCAAGAAAGUCGCUGAUACAAUCAUGCACAUCGCCGACUACGCAGUGCUGAGGUCGUGUCGACUCUGCUGUUCCACUCGCACAGCCUUCACGCACGGCGUGCAGGCGUCUAUUGCACGCCUUCUGGAAGAUGGUCUACAAGAAUUGCUGUCGUUCCCAAGAUGA
Phytophthora infestans T30-4 is the source of this 1914-nucleotide messenger RNA. RefSeq lists its product as uncharacterized. The record is from RefSeq and is a predicted model, not a curated record. Bases 1 to 1914 code for a protein of 637 amino acids. The transcript has 5 exons. NCBI's taxonomy places the organism in Eukaryota, Oomycota, Peronosporomycetes, Peronosporales, Peronosporaceae.